GGUCCCUUCUGAAAAAUUAAUUCCGUCGAUCUCGGUCAGAUCGUUUACCAAGAAACGGUAUAUUUAUGUUUUCGUACUAUUUCACAUCCGAUGAAAUUUGUUCGUAAAUGAUUUUUGGGAUUUUUAUGCUAUCAAAAUUGUUUCUAUAAAAAAAAAAAAAAUAAAUAAUAAUAAUAAAAAAAAAAAACAUUACUUAAAAAAAAAAAACACAUAUUUUGUUAGAUACGAUACGAUCGUCGAACGCCUAAUAUAUUUAUUGCCAGUCUGCUGUCGCCACCGUCGUCGCAGUGUCGAGUGUUUUUAAGAUUACAACAGUUCUGGUGUGUGUGGAUACGUUACUAUAAUUUGUGUACGAUUAAUAAUAAUAUAUCUAAUCGAUACUGUGGCCGAUCGUCGUUUUAGCAACAUAUACUUGUCAUUUACUCGUUCUCAAACAACUUAAUGUCCGUUAUUCACGAGCGCGUCAAAUCUUAAAUAAAUUGUUUUAAACAUUUUUGUGCGUGUCUUUCCGGUCGUUGUCAACGGUGAGUUUUGAUCUACUUCCACCGUCGUAUCGGUCGAGUCCGCGAGGCGCCAUGACAAGACGGCAACGCCGCAAAGCCCGCGACCAAUAGCGGGCAUCAUAACUGUUGACAUCCCGAUGUUGCCACAUUUCGGCCGAAGUCGCCGUCGCCAAGUGCAAUGGCCGCCACCGAAAUCGCAACCAAGAUCGCGGUAAAUUUCACUGAAAAUCUCACGGCAAAUAUCACGGAAAAUUCCACUGUAAAUAUCACAGGCAACGACACGUUGCUACACGACCAAACGAGCUCCGAUCUUUAUAAGGUGCCUGCCCUAUUGGUUGUCGUUCUAUCUGUGCUUUAUGGUUCAAUAUCAGUGAUAGCUGUGGCCGGAAACGGGCUGGUGAUAUGGGCCAUCGUCACCAGCAAACGGAUGCGAUCCGUCACCAAUCACUAUUUGGCAAAUUUGGCGUUCGCCGACAUACUCAUCGCACUCUUCGCCAUACCAUUUGAGUUUCAAGCUGCUCUGCUGCAACGAUGGAACCUACCGUCGUUCAUGUGCGCCUUUUGUCCAUUUAUACAUGUCCUUUCCAUUACGGUUAGUGUGUUCACACUGACCGCUAUAGCUGUGGACCGGCGCCAAGCAAUACUCAAUCCGUUCUCUGCAAGGACAUCAAAAACCCAAUGCCUGUGCGUGAUCGCAUUGAUCUGGAUUGCCGGCUUGGUGCUAAGUUCGCCGAUGGCGUAUGCACAGCGGGUAGUUUUCGUGUCCGAAGACUGGCCGUUCUGCCUCAAUGUCAAUCUGCCAAACAACGUGAUGUUCGUGUAUAGAGCGCUACUAGUAGUCGUCCAAUACCUCAUACCACUAUCGAUCAUGACGUGGGCCUAUUCCGGGAUAGGAUUCGCUUUGUGGGGAUCUUCGGCUCCCGGAAACGCACAGUCACAGAGAGACUUGAAUCUGAUGAGAAAUAAAAAGCGGGUCAUAAAAAUGCUUAUCAUCGUCGUCGCGCUGUUCACAUUAUGCUGGUUACCCCUGCAAACGUACAAUAUAUUACAACACAUAUUUCCUCAAAUUAACGAAUAUCCUUACAUCAACAUAAUUUGGUUCUGUUUCGAUUGGUUCGCCAUGAGCAAUAGCUGUUACAAUCCAUUUAUUUAUUCAAUAUAUAACGAGAAGUUCAAACAAGAGUUCAAAAUGCGGUUAGACUUCAUGGCGGGAAAGAGGCGACUUACCAGGGAUCUGAGCGCUUUUUCCAGCGGUCGUUUUGAGUGGCGCACUAAUCACGUGAACACGCACGAACGAAACCUAAAGCAUAGCUCGAUCGUCACCAACGACACGCCACUGAUACUUACGCCCGAUGCGUGAUCAAACAAUUGAUCGAAGGGCUGCGGCCUUGUGAGACAUUUAUCUAUUUAAUAUUUAUUCCUGUGUAAUUGUUUAAGUUGCGGUGCAGAUGUAAAAUGUGUUUUUUUAUUGUUUUCCCACGCACAAUAAUAUUAUAAUGGAACAUAAUAUAUCUUGUCUAGAAGCACCGAGACUCCGUUGUUCUUGUUCUAGAUAACCAAUUUUUAGCAUGUUUUUUUUUAUCGCCAUUUUUGUUUUCUUAUUCCUACUAUCAAUUUAUCUUUCUAUUUACUAUAAAAUUAUUCAAGUAUAACAUACAUAAUAUUAAAAAUGUUAUAUAAGACUCAUUAAUUAUAACAUAAUUA
This is a messenger RNA of Melanaphis sacchari, 2207 nucleotides long. Its product is annotated as tachykinin-like peptides receptor 99D. Gene Ontology annotation, biological process: G protein-coupled receptor signaling pathway. The transcript has 7 exons. Gene Ontology annotation, cellular component: membrane. NCBI's taxonomy places the organism in Eukaryota, Metazoa, Arthropoda, Insecta, Hemiptera, Aphididae. The record is from RefSeq and is a predicted model, not a curated record. The coding region runs from base 682 to 1863 and encodes 393 amino acids. Gene Ontology annotation, molecular function: neuropeptide Y receptor activity.